UCAUGAUGUUGUCAAAAGGGAUGCAUGUACUUGUUCUAAAUGAUAAAUAUCCUUGUAUGUGUGUUUCAUGUUAAAAAUAACCACGCUUUAACAUCACAAUAUUUAUGUGAUUUUCAAGGAAAUGCGUUAAAUUGAGCUAGGAAACAUGUUGUCCUGUUUUGUUAUGAAAAUCCGGUUUAGUUUAUUUACACUGCUGUUAGAUACGAUGAAAGGGUGUUUGAUUCUACACUGUGUGGUAUUACAGUUCAUUCCUGAUACAAUGGGUGUAGUGUUAAACUCUCUAUGUACAAAAACGUCUGAUUGGGGUAACUACCACAUCCUCCGUUGUCCCAUUAAUCACACGAUUUAUAUCGCAAAGCACGUGAUUGAGGAUGGAUUUACCAAACUGGCCUUCCCAUCCCUUGGGUGUAGCGUCCGUGAUGCUGUUUACUGUGGUGUCGAACUACCAACUAACAACACCAAUAUUAAAAACUACCACAUUUUGGACUCAGCCGUGAAUACAUGCAAUGGACGAAAUGAGUGUAAUCUGACCAAACAAUAUUUUCUGAAGGCUGAAGCGGCUCUGAAGAAGUUCUGUAAUGCUUCACUACGACCCGAGUUACAGAAAGCAACUUUUCGACAGAGCAUUGACUAUAAAUGUAUUCAGGAUUCUCAGAUUAUGAAUAUGUGUUUGACGGAAAAUGAGAGCAGACAUCCUAAUCAACCCGUGUAUAUAAAGAUGUCGGACGCAAACUGUACCUGUUGUCUUACUGGACCUGUGUCACGUGUUAAGAUAUUACAGACAAUGUCUGUCAAAAUACGGAUUCAAUCAAACGACAGCAACCUUUUUGAGCAUCAAAUCACUAACGUUGGUUUGUACGGUAUUGAUAUUCCUGCUCAAGCAGACAAUUUAUUAAUAAACAUACAGAAGGGAUCAAACAACGGCUGGGUUCUGAUGAAAGUUCUCAGUGAAGGGAAUAUCUCAAUUCAAUGUCAUAUAAGGGAUAGGACUGAGCAAAACAAGGAAUAUAUUACUACAGAAUUACAGAAGGUCAAUUCAAGAGUCAAUUGUCAACCUAUAGAAGACACAACACCGUUCCUUACAACAAUGAAUACACCAUUUAAUUUCAGCGAAGUUGCAACCAGACAGUUUUUCAUGAGCAGUCUUAACAAUGCUAAAAAAGAACUCAGUGACCUAGACGGUAUACUUUACAACGCGAAAUUCUGGAUGCAAAGCCUCAUAGUGAUUACAGCUGUCAUCGUUUUGCUGGUCACUUUCAUGCUUCUUUUUUCUAUAUUUAAGCAAAGAAAGGACAGAAAUUUGCUUUUGACAAUUCUACAGAAACUAGAUGAUAAAUGCUCUGACACAGUUAAACAAAACUCUAGAGCAGAUUUAAGUCAUCCAAGACUGUCAGAAGAUGAUAAGACUUACCAACAGAUUUCCAGUCAGUUCCUCUGUCGUCCAAAUACAAAACGAUUCACUUGUUCCGUGUACGAAACAGAGUGUAUGGUUUUGGAAAACGCUGGAGAUGACGUUCGAGGCAAUGUGAUGUCACUUGAAAGUAAUGGUUCACUGUCUAUGCCUGAAGACAGCAACCCAAAAGGAGUUUAUGAGCUACAAAAGAUUAUUUGAAUCAUGUUGAACAAUAUUACAUUAUUUUAAUUGAAAAUAGAAAAAACAAUUUCGGAUUUUUGCAACCAAGGUGUUGUCCUUACCUUUGAAAUAAACAUCUUAUCCACUACAAUUAACUAAACUCUGAAGUUUGUGAAAUAGUUCUUGCAUAUCGUUCUUUUAUUGUUGACAAUGAACUGUACAUGUCUUAAUUUGCAGAAAAAUCUGUUUUCAAUUUGACAAUUGUGAAAUUGCUAAUCAAUGCCAUUUUUUUUAGUUUCUCAUUCCUUUCAAAAUGUAUGCAAAAUAAGAUCCGACCCUCUCCUUUCCCGAAAGGUCCCCAUGAAUUACUGUGAUUUGAAAAUUCUUGUAACUAAUUAGCACCUAUCACAAAUUAAUUUUAAGUAACAUUAGAAGAAUUUUUUAUAUACAUGUAUUUCUAUUUAAUAAAUGGCCCACUUUUAUAAUUCAUUUAUGUACUCAAUCUUUCAUCGGCUCCAACCCCAAAACAACCAACAUUAUCUCGUUAACUACAAGAAUUCUCUUCAAUGUGUUUUCGAACUUUGGACCACGGGCGGGUCUUAGUUUUUUUAAUCACUUUUCGACAAUUCAAAUCAACACUAUGCGAUAUAUCGUAUAAGUCUUAUGUGCUUUCAUAAUAAUAUCACAAAUUAAAGCUUGGUAACUCUUGAUAGAAGAGAAGAAAUUACUCUCAGUCUUCUUACGUUGAACUUCAGACCCCUCCCGGGAUCCAAACUUUUAGUGUUAGGUCAUAGUUUCCAACCAUGACAUCUCAAUUUAUCUUAUGAUAAUUUAAUUUUGAUAAUAAUAGAAUAUUAGAAUAUUAGAUAACAAUAGAACUGCAGUUCUCCAAACGGUUUUGACAAAAUUCAUCAAUUUCAGUCGUGUUGUUCUUUAGAGGAAUACUUUUUAAAGACAGAUUCCUUAACUUUUUUUUCUAUAUUGCAAUUUGCUUCCUGUCAUGUGUUUUUUUUUUUUGCUUAGCAAAAAAGGACGUUAACAAACUUGAAUUUACACUAUAUCACAAUAAUAGUUUAACAGACUCUGCACCUUUCCUUGGGCUGUAGUCUUUGUUUAAGAUUCACAGUUUGAACCACUAUUAUAGAUGUUUGCAUCAUGAAUAGGGCAUCGUUUUGCAUCAGAAGAAGAGUUUAAAGAUUGUAUGUUUAUUUUUCUAACUUAAACAUUGUUCCUUUUUUUGGACCACAUUAUUGGCUACUAAGGGGCAUAUUGAAAUCAAGUAUUAUUGCAUUGUUGUUUAUCGGGAGGUGUAAAAGUCAUUUUUAAACAAUCGUAUUCAUGAUAUUAACUAUCUAAUUUAACUUAACUAAUAAUUCAAUUAAUACUUGUAUUACGAGGUUUUUCAUCAACUUCUAUGAAAAUUCAUAGUAGCUCUGUAUUUAAUAAACAGCGUUUAGUACUGCACAGCAUUAAAAAAAAUCAUAAUAUUAUGUUCCAAAAAAAUUCUUGAUGUAUUAUUCAUAUCUUUUUAUUUAUUUCCAUGUGACACAAAAUGUAGUGCUCACCCUCUUUCCCUUUUCAUAAAAAAUUUCAUACUCAUUGUAAAUUUUAUAAACUACAGAGAACUUUGUUUGGCUGACUUUUAUUAUAUAAAAUAUUUAGGAAAUAGUUUAAUUACGUGACUGACAUUUUUAGUAUAUGAAUAGAGAUUCUGGUUG
Molecule: messenger RNA, 3291 nt
Organism: Magallana angulata
Lineage: Eukaryota; Metazoa; Mollusca; Bivalvia; Ostreida; Ostreidae
Exons: 8
Coding region: 146-1612 (488 amino acids)
Source: RefSeq, a predicted model, not a curated record